GGUAACAGAGGACCGUGAAACGACCGGAAGGCUGGGCGACGGCCGUGAUUCAGUUCAUAAACAGACCGCCCGCGAUUAGAGGGCGAUGUGGUAGGGCAGCGCGACACAUAGGAGCGCCGCCAGUGUCGAGACGCCGGUCCGUCUGCGAGGAGCCGCCGGACCCACCCGAACUCACGAUCACCGGGGAGAGUGAGGGGAGAAACGAGUGGUGUUACUGACACAGAGAAAUGGCGAUACAAAUCGGUCACGUUAUAUUCUUCUUUUUGCUGCUGAGCUGGGUGGACGGCCACGGUCGGCUUCUGCGGCCCCCUGCCCGCUCAUCCCUCUGGAGGUUCGGCUACAAGUCGCCGAUCAACUACGACGACAACCAGCUCUACUGCGGCGGCAGAGAUCACCAAAUAUCGCUGGGCGGACGCUGCGGCAUCUGUGGCGACCCUUACGAUGAGCCUGUACCGCGGACUAACGAGAUCGGCGGGCCGGUGUACCGCGGGUACAUCACCGAGCGGUACCUCGAACAACAGGUUAUAGAGGUCGAUGUACACAUCACGGCCAACCACAAGGGCUUCAUCCAGUUCAAGAUCUGUUCGGUACCAGGCUUCGACACAGAAGCGACCCAGGAAUGCCUAGACCGCCACGUGCUAACGGUGGCCGACUCGGAGGUGACCGAGAUACCGAUCCACCCCCGGGACCGGCGUGUGAAGGUGUGGCUCCAGCUGCCGGCCGGCCUCACAUGCCAGCACUGCGUCUUCCAGUGGCGCUACCACGCCGGAAACAGCUGGGGUCAGUGCGUGAACGGCUCGUACGCGGUCGGCUGCGGCCCCCAGGAGGAGUUCUACGGCUGCUCGGACGUCGCCGUCGGUGACGACGUUGGUCCGUCGGACUACCGUCCGACUGUGCCGGAGGUUCCGAAUGAGGUGGACGAGGCGAGAAAGGCCCGGCCGAGCCCUGCAGCGGCUCCGGUCCCGAUUCCAGCACGCCCGGCGGCUCGUCCGGCCCGCCCGACCCGACCUGUCCAGCCGAAGGUCCGCCCGGCUCGUCCAGAGGUCCGCCCGGCUCGUCCAGAGGUCCGCCCAGCUCGUCCAGAGGUCCGCCCAGCUCGUCCGGAGGUCCGCCCAGCUCGUCCGGAGGUCCGCCCAGCUCGUCCGGAGGUCCGCCCGAUCAGGCCGAGGAUCCGCCCUGCCCGUCCGACCUCUCCGGCGACUUCAGCACCGACCACUGAAGUUGAGCCUGCCGCGCGCGUCUGUGUCAGCGUGGGUGCCAUGUCGAGGGUACCCGGUAUGGACGCCUGGUGUCAGCUCAACUGCAACCACUCUCCUCGCUACUGCCCUCCAGAGAUCUGCAGAUGCUGAGCGGCGCACUAACGAAAUUCCGGAGAUCUGUGGCCUGCCGAGUGCCAAGGCUUUCCUAGCAUCUGCAGUUGUUGAGGGCGGCUGCCUCUCAGAGAUCUGCAGUCGUUGAGGGAUGUCUUCCUAAGAGCUACAGUUGCUGAAAUCGGGAGCCCCAGUCUACUUUCUUCUUGAGAUCAGCAGCUGCUGAGGUCCCGUAGACUAUCGUCGAUUGUCAUUGAUCGUGCUUUGAUGAACAGCUUUGGGCAUGUGAUGGGCAUCAGGUUACUGGGUAUCGCAACACCUUGGCAUGUGAAGUUCCAAAAGUGGAACGAUUCAGGGAUGCUCCAGCGUUCAGUAUUAAUACAGCACUCAGGAGAGAAACAAGCCACAGUUCCGUGUGAAUUCAUAUAGCAUUGCUGCAGCGAUUCAGUAUGACAUGACAAGGAAACGAAGAUGAUCAAGUGACCUGAACAUUGCAAAUGACCAUUCAUUCACAUUUGUUCUUUGACAUGUGACCUUCCGGGACAAGGUCCACCGACAAGAUGCCAGC
Messenger RNA from Amphibalanus amphitrite, 1878 nucleotides. RefSeq lists its product as uncharacterized. NCBI's taxonomy places the organism in Eukaryota, Metazoa, Arthropoda, Thecostraca, Balanomorpha, Balanidae. The transcript is spliced from 8 exons. The coding region runs from base 228 to 1349 and encodes 373 amino acids. The record is from RefSeq and is a predicted model, not a curated record.